GAGGACAAGCCCAAUUGAUGUGAACAGUUAUCGGAUAUGUGGGUCGUUACCCGUCUGAUAGAAAGAAGCUGGCGCCAAAAGCUGAGAUCAGUUCCUCAAACAAAGGCAGCAGAGAAGCAUUAUGCUAUUGGCAUCCUCAUCUUCAGCAACCCAGCAUCAAUCCUCAUGGAGCGGCCCCUCGUCCUCAACCAUUUAUCUAUUACACACUCAAUCCUUCAAUGCUAUAAGAGAGCUUCACCAGAUCCAUGCCAGAGCCGUGACCACCGGCCUCAUUCGCCGAGUCUCGGUCGCCGCAAAACUCCUCUCUCUCUGCUCUUCACCACCGAUCCGACGGCUCGACUAUGCAUCGCGUCUCCUGUUGCUGCUCGACGAGCAAUCCCACCACCCCUACUUGUGGAACACCCUGAUACGAGCAUACUCGGAUAGCAACCGCCCGCUGGACGCCUUGCUUUUGUACUCUGAAAUGCUUCACCAGGGCGUGCAAUUGGACAAGUUCACAUACCCCUGGGUCCUCAAGGCUUGCGCUCACUUGCUGGCGCUCAAAGAAGGCGAGCAGAUCCACGCUCAAAUUGUGAAGAGCCCUAAGCAUUUGAGCUUUGAUGUCUUUGUUCUCAACACGCUGAUUAACUUGUAUGUGAAAUGCUCCCAGUUCGACGCGGCAAACAGAGUGUUUGAUAAAAUGCCUCAUAGGGAUGUGGUCUCGUGGAAUGCCAUGAUCGGAGGCUGUGACCCUCUGCUCUUCUUCUGCCGGAUGCUGGGCAAUGGGGUCCUUCCGGACAGGUUUAGCUUCACUCUCGUGCUCAAGGCUUGCACGAGUUUGACAGCUAUUCGGGAAGGCUUGCAGAUUCACUCUUGGAUAAGCAAGAGCGAGUUCCAGUCAGAUGUCUUUGUCCAGAAUGCCUUGAUUCACAUGUAUUCGAGAUGUGUAGGAGUCCAAUUUGCAUGUCGAGUGUUUGACCUGAUGCCCCAAAAGGAUGCGGUCGCUUGGAACACCAUGAUCGAUGGCCACGUCAAGAGUGGGGAUAUGGAAGCUGCACAAGACCUCUUUGAUCAGAUGCCGGAAAGGUGCUUGGCAUCUUGGAAUGCGAUGGUCGAUGGCUAUGCCAAAGCAGGCAAUAUUGAAGUUGCUCUGCGGCUAUUUGAUGCCAUGCCUGAGAGGGACUCGGUGUCAUGGAAUGCCAUGAUUGAUGGGUAUGCAAAAUGGGGGCUGAUGGAAGGAGCACAUGAGUUAUUCAUGAGGAUGCCGCAGAGGGAUGUGAUCUCUUGGGCCAACAUGAUCGAUGGCUAUUCCAAAAUUGGAAGCAUUGACAUAGCGCGUGAUUUUUUCGAGCAAAUGCCCCAAAGAGACUCGAUAUCGUGGAAUGUAAUGCUUGGUGGGUAUGUGCAGAAUGGUCAGUACAAGGAUGCCAUAGAACUCUUUCACAUGAUGCAGGUGGAGGGUGUGAAGCCUAAUCAAGUGACAUUGGUGACUGUUCUUUCUGCAAUUGCCUCUCUUGGGGCAUUAGAGGAAGGCAAAUGGGUGCACAAUCACAUUGAUAAGAACCAAAACCAGUUCCAAUUGGAUGGCAUUCUCGGUGCAGGCAUCAUAGACAUGUACUCCAAGUGCGGGAGUAUAGAGAGCGGCCUUCGAGUUUUCAUGGCCCUGCAAAAGAGAAGUAUCAACCACUGGAAUGCGAUAAUUGGGGGCCUCGCGAUGCAUGGACUUGGCCACCAAGCCCUUCAACUUUUCUCAGAGAUGCAGAGGCUUUCAUUCAAGCCCGAUGAUAUCACAUUCAUCGCCGUGCUAAGUGCGUGUAGCCACGCAGGCCUGGUGAAUGAGGGCAUACACUACUUCGAAAGCAUGAGCAAAGAGUACAAUAUUGAACCCAAACUCCAGCAUUAUGGAUGCAUGGUCGACAUAUUUGGUCGAGCUGGGUUGUUAGAGGAAGCUAAGAAAUUCAUAGAAGAGAUGCCAAUCGAACCCAGCAUCAUGGUUUGGAGGUCACUACUUGGUGCGUGUAGGAAUCAUGGGAACAUAGAGAUCGGCCAAUGGGCGGGGAGAUGCCUUAUUGAGCUGGCCCCCUUUGAAUCAAGCAGUUAUGUCCUUUUAUCAAAUCUGUACGCUAAUGCUAGCAUGUGGGACGAUGCGAGCACAGUGAGAAUGAUGAUGAGAGCGAGAGAUGUGAAGAAGAUCCCUGGUUGCAGCUGGAUUGAAGUCCAUGGAGUAGUUCAUGAGUUUUUGGUGGGUGAUAAGUCCCACCCUGAGGUGGAAAACAUAAAUCGGGUGCUAAAGAAAUUAGCCCUUGAUUUAAAAUCGGCGGGGUAUGUAUUAGGCCCGAUUCCGAUUUUAAUGGAUGCAUAUGUUGAUUAAGGGAAAGAAUAAGUGGAGGCUUUUGUUUCUUGGCGA
This is a messenger RNA of Amborella trichopoda, 2386 nucleotides long. It is a transcript of the gene CRR4, whose product is annotated as Pentatricopeptide repeat (PPR) superfamily protein. Gene Ontology annotation, molecular function: RNA binding; protein binding. Lineage: Eukaryota; Viridiplantae; Streptophyta; Magnoliopsida; Amborellales; Amborellaceae. The record is from RefSeq and is a predicted model, not a curated record. Gene Ontology annotation, biological process: RNA modification.